Molecule: messenger RNA, 987 nt
Organism: Chenopodium quinoa (quinoa)
Lineage: Eukaryota; Viridiplantae; Streptophyta; Magnoliopsida; Caryophyllales; Amaranthaceae
Exons: 1
Coding region: 1-987 (328 amino acids)
Source: RefSeq, a predicted model, not a curated record
AUGGCAUACAUUCUAUUAUAUGUUGAUGAUAUAAUUCUCACUGCUUCUUCUGAUGCUCUCCGUUGCACUUUUGUGAACCAUCUUAGCUCUGAGUUUGCUAUGAAGGAUCUCGGCCCUCUGAAUUAUUUUUUGGGUAUUGCUGUGACCCGGAAUAAAAAUGUUAUGUUCUUAUCUCAACGGAAAUAUGCCGAGGAGAUAAUUGAACGAGCAGGGAUGUCUUCUUGUAAACCUUCUGCUACUCCGGUUGAUACAAAGCCUAAGGUUAGUGCUACUUCUAGUACUACAUUUGAUGAUCACACUCUUUAUCGGAGUCUUGCAGGGGCUCUCCAGUACCUUACUUUUACUAGGCCGGAUAUCUCGUAUGUUGUUCAGCAAGUGUGUUUGCAUAUGCAUGAUCCCAGGGUAGACCAUAUGUCUGCUCUAAAACGGAUUAUUCGGUACAUUAAGGGUACAUUGGAUUAUGGUCUACAUUUAUACCCAUCUUCUUUCUCUACUCUGGUGUCAUACACGAAUGCAGAUUGGGGUGGGUGCCCUGACACUCGACGGUCUACUUCGGGUUAUUGUGUUUUUUUGGGUGAUAAUUUGGUGUCGUGGUCGUCGAAGCGACAACCCACAUUGUCAAAAUCUAGCUCCGAAGCAGAGUAUCGUGGGGUGGCUAAUGUUGUAUCCGAAUCCUGUUGGCUUCGAAAUCUUUUAUUAGAGCUACAUUGUCCGAUUAAAAAGGCUACUCUUGUUUAUUGCGACAAUGUCAGUGCUAUUUAUUUAUCAGGGAAUCCGGUACAACAUCAACGGACGAAACAUAUUGAGAUGGAUAUUCAUUUUUUCAGGAAGAAAGUUGCUCGGGGAGAAGUUCGUGUGCUUCAUGUGCCUUCUAGACAUCAAAUUGCAGAUAUUUUUACUAAGGGCCUUCCACGAGUUUUGUUUAAUGAUUUUAGGGACAGUCUCAACGUCCGUUGCUCUCCCGCUUCGACUGUGGGGGUGUGUUAA